Molecule: messenger RNA, 1047 nt
Organism: Periconia digitata
Lineage: Eukaryota; Fungi; Ascomycota; Dothideomycetes; Pleosporales; Periconiaceae
Source: the annotation of a GenBank genome assembly
ACGCUACGAUCCCGCCGCCCGGGAAGCAGAGGAAAAAGAGAUGGAAGCUCUAUUCAAAAAGUCAACAAAACAGCUCUUGCCGCACGUGCGAGUGACCUACGGGGUGGUAUUCAUUGUGAUAUACCUGCACUUCAGCAUAAUAGAACUAAACGAAGCACUGUUAUGGGUGGUAUGAAUUAUCAUGUCGAAAUUGUGUUCGAGGAUGGCGUUGUUUGGUUGGCACGGAUUCGCCGUUUCAAUGCUACAUCUCCUCCUUCCCCUUUACGAGACCACAUUUUCCAGAGCGAAUUUGCCACGAUGAAAUUUCUCGAGAAAACAGCGGUACCAACUCCGAAGGUAUUUGACUUUGCUCCGGAAAGCCAGGACAGUUCAGUUGGCGUUGGCUACAUGCUAGUUGAGAAGAUGGCGGGUACAUCGCUGCGAUGGUCGAUUGCUUCCCCAGAGCAAAGAAGAAGAGUUGUGGAGCAGCUGGCGGACAUCUUCGUCGAACUUAGAAAACAUCCAUUCGACAGGAUGGGGUCUCUCGAUACUUCUGAUUCUUGUCAUAUUGGGCCAUUUGCUCGCGAGUCUCUAACGGAUUUUGAUGACUCCCGAAUGUCGCCCCUUGGCCCAUACUCCACACUCCAGGAAUACCAUACCUCUUCGAUCCGGCUCAUAUUGGAUCUUAUAAUACGAGAUGAGAUGUAUUCUCACAAUCCUAUCGACGCAUAUCUCGUUCAUCGGUUUCUCCUCGACCUUAUUCCUUCAGUCCUUCCUUCCCAAGGCGAAAAUGGUCAUCAAUUCUUUCUGAAGCAUGCCGAUGACAAGGGUGACCACAUUCUCGUCGACAAGGACUACAAUAUCACCGCUAUCAUCGACUGGGAAUGGGCUUACACUGCUCCGGAAGCGAUUGCUUUCAAUUCGCCCGUAGGACUCCUCCCAGUAAACGAGUUCUACGACGGCCUUAACACGUUAGGGGAAGAGGAGAAUCUGCUAGCUGAGACGUUUGAAAAAAAAAGACGAACUACAGCUAGCGCAAGCUGUAAGGAAUGGGCGAUUGCAGCAUAG